Messenger RNA from Chaetura pelagica (chimney swift), 3160 nucleotides. RefSeq names its product EPH receptor B2 (gene EPHB2). The record is from RefSeq and is a predicted model, not a curated record. The transcript is spliced from 16 exons. Gene Ontology annotation, molecular function: transmembrane-ephrin receptor activity; protein binding; ATP binding. Bases 7 to 2958 code for a protein of 983 amino acids. Gene Ontology annotation, cellular component: plasma membrane; neuron projection. Gene Ontology annotation, biological process: axon guidance; cell surface receptor protein tyrosine kinase signaling pathway; protein phosphorylation. NCBI's taxonomy places the organism in Eukaryota, Metazoa, Chordata, Aves, Apodiformes, Apodidae.
ACGCUGAUGGACUCCACGACGGCAACGGCAGAGCUGGGCUGGACGGUGCAUCCUCCCUCAGGGUGGGAAGAGGUGAGCGGGUACGACGAGAACAUGAACACGAUUCGCACCUACCAGGUGUGCAACGUCUUCGAGUCCAGCCAGAACAACUGGCUCCGCACCAAGUACAUCCGGCGGCGCGGAGCCCAUCGCAUCCACGUGGAGAUGAAGUUCUCCGUGCGGGACUGCAGCAGCAUCCCCAACGUCCCAGGCUCCUGCAAGGAGACUUUUAACCUCUACUAUUUCGAGUCGGACUUUGACUCGGCCACCAAGACUUUUCCGAACUGGAUGGAGAACCCUUGGAUGAAGGUGGACACGAUUGCCGCCGACGAGAGCUUCUCGCAGGUGGACCUGGGCGGGCGGGUGAUGAAGAUUAACACCGAGGUUCGCAGCUUUGGGCCUGUCUCCAAGAAUGGUUUCUACCUGGCCUUCCAGGACUAUGGAGGCUGCAUGUCCUUGAUCGCCGUCCGCGUCUUCUACCGCAAGUGCCCCCGCGUGAUCCAGAACGGGGCCGUCUUCCAAGAAACCCUCUCAGGAGCUGAGAGCACCUCGCUGGUGGCAGCCCGUGGGACCUGCAUCCCCAACGCGGAGGAGGUGGACGUGCCCAUCAAGCUGUACUGCAACGGGGACGGGGAGUGGCUGGUGCCCAUCGGCCGCUGCAUGUGCCGGGCGGGCUACGAGUCGGUGGAGAACGGGACCGUCUGCAGAGGUUGCCCAUCAGGGACGUUCAAGGCCAGCCAAGGGGAUGAAGGAUGUGUCCACUGCCCCAUCAACAGCCGGACGACCUCAGAAGGGGCCACCAACUGUGUCUGCAGAAAUGGAUAUUACCGGGCAGAUGCCGACCCUGUGGACAUGCCCUGCACCACCAUCCCCUCUGCCCCCCAGGCCGUCAUCUCCAGCGUGAACGAGACCUCCCUGAUGCUGGAGUGGAGCCCCCCGCGGGACUCGGGGGGCCGGGAGGACCUGGUCUACAACAUCAUCUGCAAGAGCUGCGGGUCGGGGCGCGGGACCUGCACCCGCUGCGGGGACAACGUCCAGUUUGCCCCCCGGCAGCUGGGCCUGACCGAGCCCCGCAUCUACAUCAGCGACCUGCUGGCCCACACCCAGUACACCUUUGAGAUCCAGGCUGUCAACGGGGUCACCGACCAGAGCCCCUUCUCCCCACAGUUUGCCUCGGUGAACAUCACCACCAACCAGGCCGCUCCUUCAGCAGUGUCCAUCAUGCACCAGGUCAGCCGCACCGUGGACAGCAUCACCCUCACCUGGUCCCAGCCCGACCAACCCAACGGGGUCAUCCUGGAUUAUGAGCUGCAAUAUUAUGAGAAGGAACUGAGCGAAUUAAACUCCACCACAGUGAAGAGCCCCACCAAUACCCUGGCAGUGCAGAACCUCAGAGCUGGCACCAUCUACGUGUUCCAGGUGCGGGCGCGCACGGUGGCCGGGUACGGCCGGUACAGCGGCAAGAUGUACUUCCAGACCAUGACUGAAGCUGAGUACCAGACCAGCAUCCAGGAGAAGCUGCCUCUCAUCAUCGGCUCCUCAGCAGCCGGGCUGGUGUUCCUCAUCGCCGUGGUUGUCAUCAUCAUUGUGUGCAACAGACGGGGCUUUGAGCGCGCCGACUCGGAGUACACGGACAAGCUGCAGCACUACACCAGCGGGCACAGUACGUACCCUGGGGGUGCCCCCUCCCCAGUGCCCAGCACAGGGGGACAAUCCCUGCCCUUGACCCCAGGGAUGAAGAUUUACAUCGAUCCCUUCACCUAUGAAGAUCCCAAUGAGGCUGUCAGGGAAUUUGCAAAAGAAAUUGACAUCUCCUGUGUCAAAAUUGAGCAGGUGAUUGGGGCAGGGGAGUUUGGUGAGGUGUGCAGUGGGCAUCUCAAGCUUCCUGGCAAACGGGAGAUCUUUGUGGCCAUCAAGACCCUCAAGUCUGGUUACACAGAGAAGCAGAGGAGGGACUUCCUGAGCGAGGCCAGCAUCAUGGGGCAGUUCGACCACCCCAACGUCAUCCACCUGGAGGGGGUGGUGACCAAGAGUUCACCAGUCAUGAUCAUCACUGAGUUCAUGGAGAAUGGCUCGUUGGACUCCUUCUUGCGGCAAAACGACGGGCAGUUCACGGUGAUCCAGCUGGUGGGGAUGCUGCGCGGCAUCGCGGCCGGCAUGAAGUACCUGGCAGACAUGAACUACGUGCACAGGGACCUGGCUGCCAGGAACAUCCUGGUGAACAGCAACCUGGUCUGCAAGGUCUCUGACUUCGGCCUCUCCAGGUUCCUGGAGGACGACACAUCUGAUCCCACCUACACCAGUGCCCUGGGUGGGAAGAUCCCCAUCAGGUGGACAGCACCUGAGGCCAUUCAGUACAGGAAGUUCACCUCGGCCAGCGACGUCUGGAGCUACGGGAUCGUCAUGUGGGAGGUGAUGUCCUAUGGAGAGAGGCCCUACUGGGACAUGACCAACCAGGAUGUGAUCAAUGCCAUUGAGCAGGACUAUCGGCUGCCGCCCCCCAUGGACUGUCCCAACGCCCUGCACCAGCUCAUGCUGGACUGUUGGCAGAAGGAUCGAAACCACAGGCCCAAAUUUGGGCAGAUUGUCAACACCUUAGACAAAAUGAUCCGAAAUCCAAACAGCCUGAAAGCCAUGGCACCUCUCUCCUCUGGGAUGAACCUCCCCCUGCUUGACCGCACCAUCCCGGACUACACCAGCUUCAACACUGUGGAUGAGUGGCUGGAUGCCAUCAAGAUGAGCCAGUACAAGGAGAGUUUUGCCAGUGCUGGCUUCACCACCUUUGAUGUAGUAUCUCAGAUGACUGUAGAGGACAUUCUACGGGUCGGGGUCACUUUAGCAGGACACCAGAAGAAAAUUCUCAACAGCAUCCAGGUGAUGAGAGCACAGAUGAACCAAAUCCAGUCUGUGGAGGUUUGAUGGUUGCGUGUCCUCCCACUCCUCUUCCUUCAGGCCGUGCUCCCCUUUGCCCCUGUCUGUCCAAGCUCCAGUUCUUGAGGGUUCUGCAUGGACCAGAGACAAGCAGCUGCUCUGAGGAUCAUGGCAACAGGAAGAAAUGCCCUAGGAUCAGUCAUGAGAGGUCACCAAGAGCUUCUAGAAUCUAAGCAAUGGGAAAAGGGAA